Miscanthus lutarioriparius is the source of this 804-nucleotide messenger RNA. Lineage: Eukaryota; Viridiplantae; Streptophyta; Magnoliopsida; Poales; Poaceae. The record is from the annotation of a GenBank genome assembly.
AUGGAUCGGUACCACAGGGUGGAGAAGCCGCGGGAGGAGGAGGCCCCUAUCGGCGCCAACGAGAUCCGCAUCACGGCGCAGGGCCGGCCCCGCAACUACAUCACCUACGCGCUCGCCCUGCUCCAGGACAACGCAACGGAUGACAUUGUCAUCAAGGCUAUGGGAAGGGCGAUCAACAAGACAGUUGUCAUUGUGGAGCUUCUUAAGAGGAGGAUUGCUGGUCUCCAUCAGAAUACCUCUAUUGAAUCCAUUGACAUAACUGACACUUGGGAGCCGUUGGAAGAAGGCCUUGUCACUCUUGAGACCAUUCGCCAUGUGUCCUUGAUCACUAUUAAAUUGUCAAAGAAGGAGCUGGAUACAUCAUCCCCAGGUUACCAGCCACCCAUACCAGCUGACCAGGUCAGGCCAGCAGCUGAGUUCGAUCAGGAUGCAGAGGCUGUACCAAGUGGUCGUGCAAGAGGACAUGGUCGUCGGGGCAGGGGCAGGGGGAGGGGAAGAGGGUUCAGCAAUGGGGGAGUAGACUAUCAUGAUGAGUUUGGAGAACCAGAGGAGGCUCCCCGUGGAUAUCGUGGCAGAGGGAGGGGCCGUGGAGGUCGUGGAUCUUUUGCACCUGGAAGGGGCUAUGGUGGUGAUAAUUAUGCGAUGGGAGAAGCUGGUGGAUAUGAUGAUGGAUAUAAUGCACCACCUAUGCAAGGAUAUGGUCCGCGUCAGGAAACAGCAAUGAGAAGGGAGUCCAAUAUUGUCCCUAAGCCUCAAGUUCAUCACAGUUCACAGGCAAUAGGUGUAGGAGUUAUUUUGGAAUAA